CUUUUAUAUCCGACGUUUGCUCGAUUUUCCAUUCUGACGGUGAUCCGGCGUCGCUGCGAUAUCUCUGCAACGUUGCUUUGACGACUCGGAACAAAAGUUUGUAUCUAUAUUAUAAUGCCCGUACACGUCUGUCCGUCCGUCCGGCUGUCUGUCACGCAAAAUGGUAGCUUAGCUGCGCAAUAGCGAGAAGCAUGCAAUGCGGUAUAAAAAGGACGGCGAACCCGUGGAUUCUCCACGGGCUAACGACUAGUAUCUAGUAUUUUCUCAACUUGCGCAUAUUAUGCGGUAUGAGGGUUGCUGAAAACGUAGAGAAAUGCUAAAAAUAAAUAAUAAAUAAAUAAUUUAUCGAUUCUCUUUGAAAACAAUCUCAUGCAAGGUCAACAACUUCAAUCAAUUGGUCAAAUCAAAGAGGGAAUAAAAUAUGCAGAGAAAAAGUGUGCAAACCUAAAGAUAAUUUUUCCCUAAAGAGUUAUUGAAUCUUGGGAUCAUGUGAUGUUGGUACGACGUGUCGAAGUAUAAGUUAGACGACUGAAACUUAACGUCGGUUCAUGGUCGAAACAUGAAGUCAAAAUAUCGAUGUCGAAACGACGUCGUAACAAACUGUAAGGUGUCGCGACGUAGCGACUAUCAACAGAAAUCUGUACGAAGUUGUAGGCCUGCUGAACGUAAAGCGUUGUUAGCAAUAAGCAAACGAGAUAUUUCAGCAUGGAAUGUUCAGUAUCAUUGAAAGCUCAAAUAAAGAACGAAUACAAACAGUUAUAGCAACGAUAAUUUAAAAUUCAAUGAAUGUAAAAUUGCAUAGUAACAAUGCUACGUGAGAAACACCACAAAAACACACAUAAAAUAUUAGAAAAUAAGAAAAAAAAUAUGGUAAAGAUUGUUUAAACUGACUUUGAGAAUUAAUUGCGAUGUAAUAUCUACGAUAAACUGCAGGUCGGCCUGAUCUUAGACCAUGCGAUAUACGAACGAAAGAACAGAGAUGUUGUUGCUUGUUGUAAUAUGAAAGAAGAAUUUCUUUUUCAUUUUUAUUAUGCUUGUUUUCUAAUUAUAUUUGCAGCGUCAAAAGGUGAAUUCAAGCCGUUGUUAAUUUCAAACACGACGUCGCAGUCAAACCAUUCAUUGCAUACUCAACGAGAAAAUAAACAUACAGCCCCAUCUGUAAUGCCUCUCAAACUCAAACAUGAGCAGUGCUGUCAACUUGGUGUGAAUAUUACACCGCGCAAACUUUGUAACUUAGAAACGCAUAUUAAUUUGCUGCAAUCAAAAAUAAAAGGACUAGAUCGAAAGCAUAAAUUAAGAACGGAGAGUGAAGCCAAGUUAAAAUCGUAUAACACAACUAUGGACGAAGCUCUUUUGACAGAAUUAAAACAAUGUCAAGGCGGAGAAAAGCAAGCAGUAUUUAAAAGCUGUUGUAAAAAGCCUGACUCUUGGAAACUUUCAACGUGAACAAAGACAUGUUUGAAGCACUAGUCAACUAACUGAUGACGCGACGUUCAUUACGGUUUGGCAUUCGUCGGUAAUUCUUCAUAGCUCUCCCUCGUUGAGUUAAUUGCAAUUUGCGAUGUUACCCCUUUCGAAAUGAAAAGUGGUAAUGUGAUUUAUUAACGAUAAAUAACGAUAAAUUAAAUAAAAAGGGAAUGGUAACUGUACAAUAUAGACUGAAUUAAUUUAUUUACUUAUUUAUUUUUUUUAGCUGAUAUUUUGUACAAAAUUAUUACAUAGAGACAACGUGUGAAAUAUUACUUCGCCCA
Messenger RNA from Hydractinia symbiolongicarpus, 1751 nucleotides. RefSeq lists its product as uncharacterized. The record is from RefSeq and is a predicted model, not a curated record. Bases 1000 to 1446 code for a protein of 148 amino acids. Lineage: Eukaryota; Metazoa; Cnidaria; Hydrozoa; Anthoathecata; Hydractiniidae. The transcript has 2 exons.